AGAGCAGUGCCGCAGGCCCACUGGGAACCAGCCAGGGGGGACUAGCUGCCUGUGCGUUCAGGACUUAGCCGGACUCCCAGCUUCCUCCCUCCACGCCACUCUGGAGCAGCUGGUGGACUCAAAGAAGCCGGGUUGACCACCCAGGAAGGAGAUGACUGUGCCCCCCAUGGGGCAAGGGGGGUCCAGGCCGGUAUAGGCCCCAACGGCUCGAGCCAGCUGCUGCUGGAUGCAGCUGGGGGUGCAGCAGCCGCCAGGGUGGCUCCCGACCCCCCUGUGCCCUGUGCCAUGGCAGCCGAGGUGCGACUGAAGAAGCUGGAGGAGCUGGCCUUGGACCGGAGUGUCGUCGGCUUGGAGACCUUGGUGGACCUUCUGCUCUGCGUGCAUCAUGAACUCAGCACCUCGCCUCUGGCCCAGGAGAAGUACAUCAUGGAGUUCUUGCAAUGGGCGGAACCGGUGACCGCUAGACUGAAAGAACUCCAGUUGCAACGUGAGGAUUUUGACAUCCUGAAAGUGAUUGGCCGAGGUGCCUUCAGCGAGGUAGCCGUGGUGAAGAUGAAGAGGACUUCUCAGGUGUACGCCAUGAAAAUCCUGAACAAAUGGGACAUGCUAAAAAGGGGCGAGGUUUCCUGUUUCCGGGAAGAGCGGGACGUCUUGGUGAAUGGAGACAAGCAAUGGAUCACGCAGCUGCAUUUUGCUUUCCAGGAUGAGAACUACCUGUAUUUGGUGAUGGACUACUAUGUCGGGGGUGACCUCUUGACGCUGCUGAGCAAAUUUGGGGACCGCAUCCCUAUGGAGAUGGCUCGGUUCUACUUGGCUGAGAUGGUGAUGGCCAUAGACUCCAUCCACCGCUUGGGCUACGUGCACAGAGACAUUAAACCGGACAACAUCCUGCUGGACCGAUGUGGACACAUCCGGCUGGGGGACUUUGGCUCCUGUCUCAAGCUCCGCGAAGACGGAACGGUCUGCUCAACCGUGGCGGUGGGCACCCCGGAUUACCUCUCCCCUGAGAUCUUGCAGGCGGUCGAAGAUGGAGCUCAUUCCUACGGCACAGAGUGUGACUGGUGGUCCCUGGGGGUGUUUGCCUAUGAGAUGUUCUUCGGUCACACGCCCUUCUUUGCUGACUCGGUCGUGGAGACGUACGGCAAGAUCAUCCAUUUCAAAGAGCAUUUCCAGUUUCCGCUCUCAGCCCCGGAGGUCCCGCAAGAAGCCCAGGCCCUAAUUGAAGGGCUGAUCUGUCCUCGAGAGGGGCGGCUGGGGCAGAAUGGGAUACGGGACUUCCAGGAGCACCCCUUCUUUGCUGGCGUGGACUGGGAGAACCUGCGGGGCUACACGCCGCCCUUUGUGCCCGAGUUUGCCAACGCCACGGACACAUGCAACUUCGAUGUGGUGGACGACUGUCUCACUGACAUGGUGAGCGGGGGAGGGGAAACUCUGUCGGACGUCAUGGAGGAGUCUCCGCUCGGGGUGCACCUGCCCUUCGUGGGAUAUUCCUACAUCUACACGGCAGUGAAACAGAAUGAGCCGGAGGAAAGGGGCUGUGGCGAGAUCAGCAUGGAGAUUGACUGUACCAGGAGAACGCCGUCCAGGGAGCAGAUGCCCAAACACCCCCCGGAGGAGCUGACAUACAAACUGCCAGAUGGGCAGAAGCUGGACCUUGCCAUGUUUCUGGAGCUGCAGACAGCGCUCAAGGAAGAGCUGAGGAGCCGGGAGAUGGUGUGUCAAGAGCUCGGUGCGGUCAAGGUGGCCAACCAGACCAUUGCCAGCCAACUGAAGGAAGCCGAGAGCCACAACUUGGAACUGGAAGCUCAGAUCAAACGUCUGGAGGAGCAGAUCGAAGGGAUGAAAAGAGUGAGCGAGGAAGCUGCUCUGGGGUGGAGCCCUCGCCCCCACCCUUUCUUGUGCUGCGUGGAACGCCCCGCUGAUCAAGGCGGCACCAUGGCACCUCGGCUCUGUGAAUACCCGCUUGUGGUACCUCUGUACCGGCACUUGCUCCUCUUUUCGAGGGUACAUAGGCCCUGCAUCGUCAAGGUGGGCUACCUGCUCCUGUGCACCGGCGGGCUCGUCCUGGAGGCCUCCGCUCGCAGCCUGGUGGAAGUCGUUUGAAAGGGCGCCGGUGACGAGACUGUGGGGGCCUGCCUGCCACCUGCAACUUCUGGGGAGGCGGCUUCUGACG
Messenger RNA from Heteronotia binoei (common prickly gecko), 2173 nucleotides. RefSeq names its product DM1 protein kinase (gene DMPK). The transcript is spliced from 15 exons. Gene Ontology annotation, cellular component: cytoplasm; cytoskeleton. NCBI's taxonomy places the organism in Eukaryota, Metazoa, Chordata, Lepidosauria, Squamata, Gekkonidae. Bases 286 to 2103 code for a protein of 605 amino acids. The record is from RefSeq and is a predicted model, not a curated record. Gene Ontology annotation, biological process: actomyosin structure organization; peptidyl-threonine phosphorylation. Gene Ontology annotation, molecular function: protein serine/threonine kinase activity; ATP binding.